UGCUCAGUCUUCUCAGUCCUCGUGCGUGAGUUGGGUGCAGGUUCAUUCGUUAAGUAAAAUAUUAUACAUUAGUUUAUUUUUUCGUGUGAAACAGUGCGCAGGCACGUUUGUGUCAUUAUGUUUGGCGGGCUUAUUCGAUGUUAGUGCAUUUCAUGUCGUUAGCCUUAAUACAUUAAUAUAUUAUCGUAAACGUUGUUAUUAUUAAAGGUACGCAUAUAACGAUUGAUCAUUGACAUGUAACAGUAUACACUACGGUCGAAAAUAUGAAAGCUGACAUUGGAAUAUAUUUUAUUAUCACAAUAUACAUUUUGUUCGAGACGUGGACAGCUGCUAUUGACAUUCCGUAUGAAGAUCUUAACAAUCCAUAUAAGUUAUGUCUACCGCAGUCCAGUUGCGCGGGAGUAGACCAGAAAGUGGCCGCGUCCGAGGCGGAGAACGGCAGCGACGGCCUAGGCGGACUGCGGCGAAACUGCCUGUGCGACGACCAAUGCGGCGAGUACGGCGACUGUUGUACCGACUCGGCGCACUUCGACCCGGUGGAACAGCAGAGCGCCGCCGCCCGGUACAGUUGCUUGCUCACCGACGUGUUGAGCGGCGCGUACGUGGUGGACAGGUGUCCGGUCGCGUGGACGAACGCGCGGGUGCGGGACGCGUGCCAGGCGCCCGACACGGAUCGGGACGGCAUGCUCGGCAAUCCGGUGACCAGCCGGACGACGGGACGCGCGUACCGUAAUCGGUUUUGCGCGGCGUGCAACAAUGACGCGGCCGACCCGAUGCUCUGGGACACGCGCAUCGUUUGUGACGCGCUCGUCGGCGUGGCCGCGGGCGCCGAACAAACGGUGCUCGACACGCUCGAGUACAACGCGACCGACGGCCGGUGGGUGGUCAAGUACGACGGAAACGCGUACGGAUGCAACCUGAUAGUAGUGCCGCCGGCCCGGACCCGCACCCGUCCGUGUCUACCGAACGCCGUGGUCACGUGUCACCCACGGUGGCCGAACGACGAGAUCCGGUCCAACUGCGAGGCGUACACCACGGUGGUGUACAACGGCGAACAGCCGUACAAGAACAUACACUGCGCCAUAUGCAACCACGUGCUGGUCCAGAACGUUUCGUGUCAGGUGUCCGACGUUCACCUGAGGUUUCCCGACCAGUUCGCCGUGCGCAGUUUCACCGCGCUGUUCGUCGCGCAACCCGGCCACCGCGAGUGCCGCGGUCCCGACAAGUUCUACGACCCGUUCGGCAAGACGUGCCGGUCGCUCCGGACGUCGGUGGCCGACGGCGGCGACGGCGUGCCGCUCAACUGUUCCGUGGUGGCCAUGUACCCGGCGCCGCCCCCGGACUGGCGACCGGCCGACGCCAACGUCGAGUACGUGACGCUGGACAACGGCACGAUGGCCGUGUGCAUGGACGCCUCCACCGCCGAACGGACCGCCGGCGGCGUGACGCUCAAGUACGUGGUGCUCACUUACGUGGGCCUCGGCGUGUCCGCGGUCCUGCUGAUCGUGCACCUGGCCGUGUUCGCCGUCUUGCCCGAGAUGAAGAACCUGUCCGGCAAGAACCUCGCGUCCUUUUGCGUGUCGCUCGUGUGCUCGUACGCGUCCUUCGUCGCCGGCAAUUGGCUUACCGGUCCCGCGUGCUACGCCGGCGCCGCCGUCACCUAUUACGCGUUCCUCACGUCGUUCGCGUGGAUGUUGGUGAUGAGCUUCGACUGCUGGCGCACGCUGCGCCUGGCCACCGUCGAGCUGCGCGUCACCAGCGGCCGGCAGACGAAAAAGUUCCUCGUCUACUCGGCCGUCUGCUGGCUGGUGCCGGCCAUGAUGACGUUCGUGGCGGUGGCCGCGGACGCCGUGCCCGCCGUGCCCGACGAGGCCCGUCCCCGGUUCGGCGCCGACCAGUGCUGGUUCGGCAGCAAGACGGCGCUGCUUAUGUUCUUCGCCGGCCCGCUGACGGUCGUCAUGCUCGUCAAUUUCGUGCUGUUCGGCUGGACCGCGUACAUGAUCCACUCGAGCCGGGCCACCGUCCGGCACGUCAACACGCGGCACGUGCGCCGCGACUUCCGCAUGUACUGCCGGCUGGCCGUGCUCAUGGGCCUCACGUGGACCACCGGCAUAGUGGCCAGCUACACGGACGCCGCGUACAUGUGGAUGCUGUUCGUGGCCCUCAACACGUUCCAGGGCCUGUUCGUGUUCGUCGCGUUCACGUGCCGGCGCCGCAUACUGGACUCGAUUGUCCGCGGCGUCGGCGCCGGCAACCUCGGUCUCGGCCAACCGGCCAAUGAGAAGUCCAAGGACGGCCAAAGGAACUACCGCGGCCCGGCUCCGAUGUCGUUUUCCUGGCCGUCCAGCGACAACGACGUGCCACUCAGCAGUUCGGAGAAAACGACCGACACGCUCUACUGAUCCGGCAUUUGUCUCGCGCGUUCGAUUUUAUUGCACCGGACACGAAUCAAAACACAAUUCGAAGACUGAACGAUGAUUGACCGUCGGCAGAUGAUGAUGAUGACUACAAAAAUAUUUCAUGUUUGCACAGACACUCCGAUCGCCGACGGCAGGACGCGCUAAUCCUCUCGAGAUCUUUAUUUUUUUUUUACAUUUUUUCGAUUUUUGAACUUUUCCUAUGUCAUUUAAGUUUACCUGAGCACGUGUCUUUGACGAUUCUAUGUAUACGACUCUACUAUAUUAUGUAUUCUUUUGUACGCGCAUAUUAUUGUAUUUAUGUUCGUUUUUAUAUUUAUAGGUUUAC
Messenger RNA from Melanaphis sacchari, 2745 nucleotides. RefSeq lists its product as uncharacterized. The transcript is spliced from 3 exons. Bases 264 to 2402 code for a protein of 712 amino acids. NCBI's taxonomy places the organism in Eukaryota, Metazoa, Arthropoda, Insecta, Hemiptera, Aphididae. The record is from RefSeq and is a predicted model, not a curated record. Gene Ontology annotation, cellular component: membrane. Gene Ontology annotation, molecular function: G protein-coupled receptor activity. Gene Ontology annotation, biological process: G protein-coupled receptor signaling pathway; cell surface receptor signaling pathway.